Messenger RNA from Fraxinus pennsylvanica, 657 nucleotides. The record is from the annotation of a GenBank genome assembly. NCBI's taxonomy places the organism in Eukaryota, Viridiplantae, Streptophyta, Magnoliopsida, Lamiales, Oleaceae.
AUGAUGAAGAGCAAUUCCUGUGAUGCCGACAAUGUUCUCUACAAUGUGUGUAUGGAUUUCUUUGGCAAGGUGGACAUGGCUUGGAAGUUCUUUCACAAGAUGCAAUCCCACAGCCUCACACCUGGUGACACGACAUAUACUAGCAUGAUCAGAGGACUCUGCAAAGGUGAUGGACUGGACGAAGCUGUUGAGUUGUUUGGGCAUAUGGACCGGGAUAGGACUGUUCCCUGUGCAUAUGCUUAUAACACAAUGAUCAUGGCUUAUGGAUCUUCUGUAAAGUUUGAUGAAGCCUAUAAUUUGCUAGAUAGGCAAAGAUCAAAGGGGCCCAUAAUGAGUGUCAUAGCAUACAGUAGUAUUCUUACUUGCGUUGGGAAGAAAGGGAAGGUAGACGAGGCGUUUGAGGAGAUGAAAGACAAUGCUAUGCCUAACCUUUCUAACUAUAAUAUUCUCAUAGACAUGCUCUUCAAGGUGGGAAAACUUGAUGCUGCUUUUAAAAUCCAGAAUGCCAUGAAGGUAGCUAGCUUAGUUCCGAAUGUAACGACUGUCAACAUCACGAUUGACCGGUUGUGUAAGGCUAACAAACCUGACGAAGCAUGUUCUAUUUUUGAAGAUGCAAUUGUCUAUAAAGAACUUUUUCAAUACAGGCAGAAAGGAUGA